GUCGGAGGCGUCAGUGGAGAGGUGGAACCGGAGCCGGACGGGGCGCAGCGACUGGCAGAGCGCGCGUGGCGUCAUUAGCACCAUGUCGGCUGCCGUCGUCAAACAGCUGGCUGCGGCCCUCAUCUGUGCGCAGACGUUCGUCAUCCUGGGCGGCGCCGUCGGCUCCGGCAGCGUCCUGUUCGCCCAGGAGACGUCAGCCCUGGCGCACGAUGAGCCCCCCGCCGCCGGCAGCAACGCCAGCAGGCUCUCCGUCACACAGAUCACCUGGAUCGUCUCCUCCUUCACCUUUGGCAACAUCCCGGGCACGCUGGCAUCCAUCUGGCUCUCCCCGCGCGUGGGCGCUCCUCGACUUCUUCUGGCCGCGCUGCCGCUGGCCCUCACAGGCGCUGCCAUGGUCGGACUGGGACCGACGUUCGCCUGGACGCUGGCCGGCCGCCUGCUCGUCGGACUCUAUUUUGGCGUGGUGGAGGGCCCGGCGCGUGCCUAUGUCGGAGAGGUGACUGGCCGGGAGGUGCGCGGACUGAUCGGUAACAUCCUCAACACGGUGACACCUGUCUGUAUCGUGGUGGUGCUGGGACUGGGAUCACGGCUCCCCUGGCGCACCAUCGAGUUUGCGCUGGAGACUACUGCAGCCGUGGUACAGGCGUGCGGUCUACUGUUCCUGCCCCGCUCGCCCAAGUGGCUGCUGGCGCACGGCCAUUCACGAGAGGAAGCUGAGGAGUCGCUCCGCUUCUUCCACGGACCAGAGUUCGACAUCAAGCAGGGCGUGCGCGACAUCGAGGGCUCGCUGGCGCACGCGCACCAGCCGUCCUCCGGGGUUCUGCGCGGCCUGGGGCUGGUGUUCGGUCGCUGGGAGAACCUGCACCCGACGCUGCUGCUGCUGGUGCAGUUCUUCUGUAUGGUGUUCUCGGGCGGCCUGGGCGUGGCGCAGUUCGCGCCGACCGUGUUCCAGCUGACCGGCCAGGACGUGAACCCGUUCUACAGCUCCGUGUACGUGACGGCCGCCAUGUCGCUGGCGUUCCUGCUGUCCGGGCCGCUGCUGGAGCGCUGCAGCCGCGUCCUGCUGCUCCAG
Amphibalanus amphitrite is the source of this 1072-nucleotide messenger RNA. Its product is annotated as solute carrier family 2, facilitated glucose transporter member 2-like. Gene Ontology annotation, cellular component: membrane. The annotation marks the transcript as partial. Gene Ontology annotation, biological process: transmembrane transport. The transcript is spliced from 2 exons. Gene Ontology annotation, molecular function: transmembrane transporter activity. NCBI's taxonomy places the organism in Eukaryota, Metazoa, Arthropoda, Thecostraca, Balanomorpha, Balanidae. The record is from RefSeq and is a predicted model, not a curated record.